Molecule: messenger RNA, 2021 nt
Organism: Sander lucioperca (pikeperch)
Lineage: Eukaryota; Metazoa; Chordata; Actinopteri; Perciformes; Percidae
Exons: 2
Coding region: 24-1073 (349 amino acids)
Source: RefSeq, a predicted model, not a curated record
UAAGGUUCACGAACGCCUCUGACAUGACAACCGUGUGUGUGCGUGCGUGCGUGCGUGUGCCAUGUGUGCCUUCACUGUCUCUCCACUCAUCCGAAACACUGCAUCACUGUACUGGAUGCAUUUCCAAAAAGUUGCUAUCAGAUCUCAGCAUGUAUCGGCUGUUUCCUCGCCAUCCCUCCGUCACGACUUUCAUCCCUCUCUCCGUCUCUUCUGCCCUCAUGCAGAGGAGAAGGAGAAUAAAAGCUUGUUGCCUCGUUUAUAAAAAGGCGGAAACAGAAUCAAAGAUGGUGAUGUCGUUGUCUGAUCUUUUUUUUUUAUUUUUUUUUAACCGCCUGCUGGUUCCCGGCAGCGUCGAGGCAAAGUCAGGUCAGGCAGCGGUGACUGAACGCCUUCAAGCUGUCCAACUCUCAUCGCUCCAUUCAAUCUUUAUGAAGAAGAACCUCAAAUACAGACUUCCUCCUCAGCAUCAUCUUCUUCCUUUUUCCCUCCCUAUCACGCUCUUUCCUCCUCUUCAUUUCCUCCUUUUUCCUCAGCCCAUACUUCUUCCUCCUCUUCUACCCGGUCUCAUUUUCUUCCUUCCCUUUUUCCUCCUGUUCUCCCCUCCUUUCUUUUUUUUAUCCUUCUCCUUUCCUUUGCUUCCCCUCUUUUUCCUUCUCCCCUUCACGUUCCUUCUUCCUCAUCACUUCCUCCCUCUCCUUUUUCCUCCACUUACUUUUCCUACUGUUCUUCCUCCUCUCUUCCCCAGUCUCAUUUUCGUCCUUCUCCAUUUUCUCAUUUUCCUCCUGUUUUCUCUCCUUCCUUUUCAUUGUCCUCGUCUCCUUUGCUUCUUCCCCUCUUCUUCUUCUUCUUCAUCCUCCCUCUUCUCUCACAACUCAUUUCCUCUUUUCCCUUUGCGUCUCCCCUCAGCCUUCUUCCUCCUUUGCAUCCUCCUGAAUCUCAUGGUGUUCUUCCUCCUCUUCUUCGUCUUCCGUCUCCUUCCUUUCUCCUUAUUCCCCCCCCCCUCCAUCUUCCAGCACAGCUCAGGGUUUAGCGGGUUAAGUCGGGGAUUUACUCUUGUUAAUCUAGAGGUUUGAGCUAUGUUAUGUUUUUAGAUAGAUGAUGUACGCAGAUAAGAACACACACACACACACACACACACACUCGCACACACACACUCACACAGAAGAACACAAAGUCUGAACACUAAGGUUAGAGGAGAGGAACUAAUCCACGCAGAUCCUACGGGAUUUCCUGAAGUACGUGUAAGUUUAAAUAUAUAUUUGUGUGUGUGUGUGUGUGUGUGUGUGUGUGUGUGUGUGUGUGUGUGUGUGUUGAGGUUUUUGGAUCCUUAAAUAGCCCCCGUUGACUUAAGCAAAUAGAAACUGAAGGAAACAGGGACGAGAGAAAUAUUUAACUCCAAUCUCUUAAUAUCUAUUCUUUUUUUUUGCAUCUUCACAGUGGUUUCUUCUAAAGUCCAAAGGUUGGGUGGGAUCACGUGUUCGGUUAGUUUGCUUUUUGGUCCGCACCAGAGUGGAAAAGUUGACUUUGUCCCGUUUGGUUCGUUUUGGGUUCACGCCGGCCAAUUACGAGCCAACCAGGCCUUGUAAACAAAAAGUCGCACAGACUGACAAGCACCUCAUUCACUGGACCGGGUUUUUCGUCGUCCUGCCAGGUCAGAGAGGGAUUAACUCCAGCUCUGCUACCCUCAGCAUAAAUCACACUAAUUAACCUUUGAAAAUCGCUUAACAACACAUCAGUCCAGACUUUUGCUCCAGUUUUAAUCCAGUUUGUUCUGCUCGCCUUUCCAAACACGAGGGACUUGCUCUCUAUCAGAUGUUAACAAAUUUGUCUCCGUGUACCCGUAAACUCGGGCAGUGUGAGAUGUUGCCUUCCGAGUUUCGAUCCCGUUGUUGCUCCUAAGAAACCACUGUGCAUUUUGCUUGGAGGCGGCGUAGUGUCAGAGACCCGUUAACGCUGACGUAGUUCAGAUGGCUUCGUUCACACACACGUAAUGAAAAGACCGAAUGCUUCUAAGAAUGUCA